Messenger RNA from Menidia menidia (Atlantic silverside), 1809 nucleotides. The record is from the annotation of a GenBank genome assembly. Lineage: Eukaryota; Metazoa; Chordata; Actinopteri; Atheriniformes; Atherinopsidae.
AACCACCUCAGACUGCUCUAUAAAGAGAAAAGCCCAGGGCAGUUUAUAUCAUUUGCACCCACCAGGUCCGAACAGCUGCGCACAGGUUGUUUGGAACCCCCCACUCCCAUGGAUCAGAUCUCUCUUUGCGAACGGGUGAUGGCUCCUUUUUGUAUGGACGCCGUAGUGGGAAACCUGGUCUCCGUGUCCCCAAACGCCACGGGGGGCCAGUCGCCGGGAAUCUCCGCCGCGACGAGAACCCUCCUGGUGUUUGUGUGUCUGCUGCUGGUUGCCUGGAGCCACAGGGACAAGAGAUCCGUGCCAGGUCCUCCUUUUUGCCUCGGUUUGGGUCCCCUGGUUUCCUAUCUGAGAUUCAUCUGCACGGGCAUCGGCACAGCCAGUAACUACUACAACAAGAAGUACGGGGAUAUUGUCAGAGUGUGGAUCGAUGGAGAGGAGACCCUGGUUCUCAGCGGGGCAUCCGCCGUGCAUCACGUUCUCAGGAAUGGAAACUAUACCUCCCGGUUUGGGAGCAAGCAGGGGCUCAGCUGCAUCGGCAUGAAUGAGAGAGGCCUCAUAUUCAACAACAACGUGGCUCUGUGGAGAAAGACGCGCACCUAUUUCACCAAAGCCCUGACAGGUCCGAACUUACAGCAGACGGUGGAGGUGUGCGUGUCCUCCACACAGACCCACCUGGACGGCCUGGACGCGUUGACCCAUGUGGAUGUCAUCAGUUUGCUGCGCUGCACAGUGGUGGACAUCUCCAACCGACUCUUCCUGGGCGUACCACUAAAUGAGAAGGAGCUGCUGCUGAAGAUUCAAAAGUAUUUUGAUACGUGGCAAACCGUGCUCAUCAAACCCGACAUCUACUUCAAGUUUGGCUGGAUUCAUCAGAGACACAAGACGGCAGCCCAGGAGCUGCAAGAUGCCAUAGAAGUCCUUGUCGACCAAAAGAGAAGAGACAUGGAGCAGGCCGAUAAGCUGGACACCAUCAAUUUCACAUCGGAGCUCAUUUUUGCACAAAACCACGGCGAGCUGUCCGCUGACAACGUGAGGCAGUGCGUGCUGGAGAUGGUGAUCGCGGCGCCGGACACUCUGUCCAUCAGCCUCUUCUUCAUGCUGCUGCUCCUCAAGCAGAACCCGCAUGUGGAGCUGCAGCUGCUGCAGGAGAUAGAUACGGUCGUAGGUGAGAGACGGGUUGAGAACGGGGACCUUCAGAAGCUGCAGGUGCUGGAGAGCUUUAUAAACGAGUGCCUCCGCUUCCACCCAGUGGUGGACUUCACCAUGCGCCGGGCCCUUUCUGAUGAUGUCAUCGACGGCUACAGGGUACCCAAAGGCACCAACAUAAUCCUGAACACUGGCCGCAUGCACCGGACAGAGUUUUUCCAAAAAGCAAACGAAUUUAGUCUGGAUAACCUCAAGAAAAAAGCUCCUCGUCGUUACUUCCAGCCGUUCGGUUCGGGCCCUCGCGCCUGCGUUGGCAAGCACAUCGCCAUGGUGAUGAUGAAGUCUAUCCUGGUGACGCUGCUCUCUCAGUACUCCGUCUGCCCCCACCAGGGCUUGACCCUGGACUGCCUCCCACAGACCAACAAUCUCUCCCAGCAGCCCGUAGAACAUCAUCAAGAGACUGAGCACCUCAGCAUGGCAUUCUUACCGAGACAGAGGGGAAGCUGGCAAACACUCGGGAACUCCCACCUUUAGUUCCUCCUGCAUCUUUAUGUAUAAAUAAAAAAAUAUUUUCUUUGUUCCUCGUCACUUCAUUUAAAUAAUAUGUUUGUACAAAGCUGAAUUGUUGUAUUUGGUGUGCAUUAAACUUAUGUUUCUACUGAA